AAAAAAAUAGACGCCGUGCGUUUGUGUGUUCCUUCAAAAUAAUUAAUGGCAAUAAAACACAGAAAAUUCAUUUGAAUAGCGAAUAAAUAAUUGCAUACGCAUUGUGCAAAUGUUACGGGCGUGCUAAUAGACCAGUUUAAUUAAUAGCAAAGUGGAUAGCUAAAAGGAAAGUUGUCGACUUCGGUAGCAGCAGCAGCAGCAGCAGAAACAGAGACAAGUAAAUUGGUGCAAAACGAAGAGAGAAAAUUUUUUUUUUCGCAAGCAAAGCAUAGGCAAGCAAACAGCGUCCGAAUUGAAGUCGAAGGUGAAAUGAAAAUGCAAUUAGCAUUAAAGGCCAACUGACAAAAAUGCCGAAACACAGAAAAAGAUAAAACACGCACUUUAAGUGAAAAAUAACAAGAGUUGUAAAUGUAAUUCGUAAAAAAAUGCGUGCGUGCGUGUGUGUGUGAGUGUGUGUUUAUAAAUGUAUGGGUUCCUAUGAGCAAAUUGUUGUAGCUUUAUCCAAUCAAAAAUAUCCGACAACAAAAUGUUCUUAAUGUGAAACGCAAACAAAAAUCAAAAUAUUUACCGCCUACAACAAACGAAUAUACGCCCACAUUUAACGCAAAGUGUAACACAAGCAACAACAACAACAAUAACAAAAUCAUGGAUUUGGAUUUGGAGCAUUUGAAAAAUGAUUUUCUGCCUCUACUAGCUGGCAUUAAGCAGGAGCAAUUAGAUACAGUGCCAACAGAUGUGUUGGGGUUGCCCAGUGGUGGGGUUGGAGGUGGUGGCGGUUCUUCAGGCGGCGGCGGAGGAGCAGGAUCAGGUGGCAGUAAUGGUGGUGGCAACGGCGGUGGAGCAGCUGCCACAACGGCCACAACUUCAACCUCAUCGAGCACCUCAUCAUCAUCAUCGUCAUCCAUGAUGGGUAAUCCAUGCGAUAGCGCCGAAAAGAGGUCAGGAUCAAACUCAUCCGCCUCAGCUAAAUUUACAUUGUUCAAAUGUGUCUACUGUGCCCAGCUAUUGGGCUCGAACGAUCGACCGAAACUAUUGGAAUGUCUACACGUGGCCUGUUCCCAAUGUGUGAGCACGAAAUUCUCCGAGUUGGAUCGUUCACUGCCGCCAUUGAUACACUGUCCGGUGUGUGAUAAUGCCUCACAAAACGAAUACAUUAUUGAUAAUCAGUUCCUGAUCGAGCAAUGUGCAUCGGGCGACAGCGGAGAGGGCAACGGAGGAUCGCCCGAGGGUCAAAAGAGCUCGGCAUCGGCAAAUAUACAAUGCAGCAGUUGCUCGGAUGGCGCUGUGGCUACAUCCUGGUGUGUAGAUUGCUCCGAAUAUAUAUGCGACAGUUGUGUACAGGCACAUCAGCGGCUCAAGAUCACCAAGGAUCACACGAUCAAGCCAAAGGAUGAGGCCAACAAUGAGCAGUUGGCCGGCACAGCCGGUGUGGACAAGUUGCACAUGUGCCAGCUGCACACUCAGGAGAAACUCUCAUUAUUCUGCGAGACAUGCGACAAACUGACAUGUCGAGAUUGUCAAUUGAGUGAUCAUCGCGAUCACAAAUACAAAUUUGCUCACGAGAUUGCCACCGAAUCGCGUCAAGCGUUGUCCACAUUGGUCUCGGAGAUUAACUACAAGCGCUUCCUGCUGUCAUCGGCCACCAAGGUGAUUGACGAUCGCCAGCAGCUAAUACACGAUAAGAAAAAGGAUCUAAUUAAGGAAAUCACCGCCAUGGUAGUGAAAAUUACCAAUACGGUCAAUAUGCGUGGCAAACAGUUGGUCAUGCGGCUCAAUGAAGUGUGUGACAGCAAACUGAAGGUUCUCGUUGAGAAGAAGGAAACCCUGCAGCUUCUCUCUGACAACACGGAUCAUUGCAUUGAAUUCAUGCAGAAUGCUUUGGAGAAGGGCAGCGAUUUUGCCAUUCUAUCGAGUAAAAAAUCACUUAUACGCCAUCUGCAGAAAUUGAAAUGUCAGCGAGCGGAUAUACCCAAUCCGGAGAUACCAGUACGCAUUCAGGUGCAGCUCAAUCAAGUGGCCGAUCUGCAGAAGGUGAUCUCUCAGCUUGGUAUUGUGAUUGUGGAUGGCAAACCAUAUCCCCCAGCCCCGUCACCCAAUGGAACAGCGCAGCCGCCGCCGCGUCAACCGCCCAGUCCGAAUAUGGCGCCACCAUUACGUCCUGGCUUGCCGCCCGGCAUGCCAGCCGGAUUGUCACCAAAUGGACCGCCGGUUAAUUUUGGGCCACAGAAUGGUCCGCCCAUGUACAGUAAUCCGGGUGGUCAGCCGCAGUAUAAUAAUCUCUCGCUGGGACGCUCAUUUCCUGGUGAUGGGCCAGUUCGAUUUGGUGGCAUGCCUCCUGUGGGCAUGCAACGGCAAGGCCAGCCUCAUGUUAGCUCCUCAACACAUCCGCAAAAUAUGGACAUUAGUCUGCGUGGCCUGCUGAACAAUCAGGCGGCGCAGAGUCCCAAUGCCCAUAUGGCCUUUAAUGGACCUCCCAGCUAUCCAGGUGGACCGCAGGGUGCACCAUCUCCUGCACAUCAGCAAAUGGGACCUCAGAUGCGACCACAUUUUCUGUCCAGUCAGCAAUCGGGGUUUUCCCAGGGUGGUGGUGGCCAGGGCGGCGGUCCGCGCGAUGGCAGCUUCAUGAGUAGCAAUGCCCGAUUUCAGUCUCAGUAUCAACGCAUGGCAAGCCAUGCCCAACAACAGGCAGCAGCGGCUGCCAUGGCCGGAGCAGCUGCCGGCGGGGGACAAAUACCAUCGCCGGGUUCCAUGCAGCGGCCACCAAUGAUGCCAAAUCCCAUGCAGAAUUCGAUGGGGUUUCAUGGGAGCCAGCCUGGUUUUAAUACCGGGCCACCUCAGACGUCACCUCAACUAAGCGCCAGCAUGCAUAGCCUUGCCAAAUGGCACAUACCUCAAUCUGCCCAGCAGUCGAGCUUGUGUCAACAGCAAGGACCUCUCUUGCCAUUUGCCAAUGGCCGCCAGACAUCGGAAAACUUUAAAAUCUCACUGAAAUCUCCCAAUACAUUGAAGAAUAGUACACCGCCUGGUUUAAGCAUUGGCAGCGGACCCAAUCAUCCUGGCAACGGGGGCAAUGGCUCAAUUGCUUCGCCGCAACUAAAUGCUGCCGCUUUGGGUCUGGGACCAGCCGUUUCAAUAUUACCGAAUGUAACCUCAACAAAUCCAAAGACUCCCAGCCCCAGCACACAUGAGAAUACCAAGGAUUUUACUGAACCCAUUGAUAAGGUGCGCGAUGAUUCCAUUAAUGAUCUUAUAGCCACUAUAGCCAAAUUGGAUUCGAAUGGCGUUCAAGUGUUGCCGGAAGGUCGGACAAAGACAACAUCACCACAGGUGCAUAGCUCAACGGACUUGUCCAAUACCCAAGAAGUUAAUAAUAAAAACGAACAAAAAGAUGACCCUAAUGAAGAUUGGUGCGCCGUUUGUCUGGAUGGUGGUGAGCUCAUGUGCUGCGACAAAUGCCCCAAGGUAUUCCAUCAAAAUUGUCACAUACCCGCGAUCAGUUCACUGCCCGACGAAAGCGAGAGUUGGCAAUGUCUGUUGUGUGUUAAUCUCAAGGAGCUGACCAAGUCGGAGAGCAGUGACAAGGUCUCACAGGGUGAGCUAAGCAGCCUGGAGUUGAGGAUAUUGCAGCGUAUAUGCCUGGAAUUGUAUUGCCAGUACGAGCAGAGUCUCAAUUUUCGAGAGCCCGAAUCGCCGGCAAAUACAUCGUAUUAUGAAAUCGUAUCCAGUCCCAUGUCAUUGGAUGUGAUACGCACGCGUCUGGAUCCAUCCAGUCCAAAUCAUUAUAAGGACAUUGUUGGCUUUGUGUCCGAUGUACGCUUGAUUUUCUCCAACACGUAUCUUUUUUAUCAGGAGGACACCAAGACCUACUCAAAUGCCAAAUACCUGGAGAACUUCUUUGAGGAGCAAUUAGCCAAAUGGUUACCAAAUUUCGAGAAAAAGCAAGGCAAGACGACAAGCGCUUCGACAUCACCUGCCCUAUUAACAGCAGCAGCUUCACCCAUCGAGAAUGGACGCAAGAGCUGUGGUUCCGCCUCGCUUGGGGACAAUGAUGGCUCCAGCUUGCCCGCCAAGCGCGCUCGACGCACAAUGCAUGAAUAGGAGGAACUUUUGCCCGAUGAGAAGGGCACGAAAGAGCAACCGGAGCAACCAGAAGAGCCAGAACCAAAAGAAAGGCCACAAUCAGAGCAUCUAAUGUCCGAGCAUUUAGAUUCAGUGCAGCUAGAGUCGGAAUUCGCAUCAGAAUUGGAGCAGCUAGAGAUGCCACAGCGACCUCGUAGCCUGGGUAGCAAUGUCAUCCAAGAGAAUGCCGACUAUGUGCUUCAAUUGCUGCAUGCCUAUGCAGCCGCUUUUGGUCUAUAGGAGGAGACAUUGAUGUAUACGGUCACAAACGAAUUAUCAUAGUCUUUUAGUGUAUAUUAUUUAACUCUCGGAACCUUGGCUUCCUUUUUCAUUGACGCGGUUCUAAAAUAAGUCUAUGUUAUUCUCUUUAUUAUUAUUAUAUUAUUUUUUUCCACCCCAUAUUGAUCGGUUUAUUGAUAUAUAUAUAUAAAGAAUACCAGCCAAUCCAUGUAGAAUCGAACAAAGAAGAAACUCUAGGUAUAUCAGAUUAAGAUUAGUAUUUAAUUGUCCUCAAGUGUAAAUAGCCAAUCAAGUCAUUUGAUAUGAUUUCUUAUUUGUAAGUGAAAAGAGAUAACUGAUUGUGAGAGAUGUGAGAAGUGAAAUUGGAAUAUACAUAUAAUUAUAGCUAAAAUCUAAGUGUUGAACAUGCAUAAUACAUACAUAUAUAUAUAUAUAUAUAUAUAUAUACCAUGCUAGAGAUUAAAUCUAAUUCUAAGUGCUUACGUUCGAUUGCGUUCUGUCUAAACGUUUUUGAUUGACCACCCCAUCGUCUAUGUUGGAGUUGUAUUUACUUUUGUGAUAGCGAAAAACAAUAAGAUGAACAAAUUAUUUACUAAUUAUUGAUUAUUAUCUCCCAUUUACUCAACUCCAUUUCGUCAUUUGUUUCGAAUUUUUGCUAUGUUUGUGUCUCUGUUUGACUUUGUUCCAAGUACAGAUAAACUGGCAACUCUUCAUCCCCCCCUAUGGCAUACAUAUAGUAUAUAUAUAUAUAUAUAUAAAUAGGCAAACCCCAGAACAGCAUACAUUCGUAUAUUUAUGUAUACAUCUAAACACAUAUAAGAAGACACUUGUAAUAAGAUGCAUUCUAGCUUCGUAAGUGCACAAACUCAUACAUACAUAAAAUCGAAUCAAACAAACCGCAUAAUAUUUACGAUUAGGCAUUAGAAUUCAAUGUUUCAAUGUUGUACGUUUGACGUUUUAGGAUAUAUAUAUAAAGAUGAUUAAGAAGGAACUCUACUGCAGCUGUGAACUGUAGCCAGUUGCCAAUCAUAUAAAUCAGACCACGCAAGUGAUGUAUAUAUGAAUAUCUCUAACACACACAAAAAACACCCACAUGCAUAUAUAAAUAAACCGCAAACCGUUUUCAAGUAGA
Messenger RNA from Drosophila willistoni, 5491 nucleotides. It is a transcript of the gene bon, whose product is annotated as transcription intermediary factor 1-alpha. Bases 646 to 4098 code for a protein of 1150 amino acids. NCBI's taxonomy places the organism in Eukaryota, Metazoa, Arthropoda, Insecta, Diptera, Drosophilidae. Gene Ontology annotation, cellular component: chromatin; nucleoplasm. Gene Ontology annotation, molecular function: ubiquitin-protein transferase activity; zinc ion binding; protein binding. The record is from RefSeq and is a predicted model, not a curated record. The transcript is spliced from 10 exons. Gene Ontology annotation, biological process: positive regulation of DNA-templated transcription.